Messenger RNA from Rhopalosiphum maidis (corn leaf aphid), 1515 nucleotides. RefSeq lists its product as uncharacterized. The coding region runs from base 218 to 991 and encodes 257 amino acids. The transcript has 2 exons. The record is from RefSeq and is a predicted model, not a curated record. NCBI's taxonomy places the organism in Eukaryota, Metazoa, Arthropoda, Insecta, Hemiptera, Aphididae.
GUUUGUGGGCAACGCUCACGGCCCGGAACGUGCAUAAAAGAACCGAGCUCGCGGUCAGUCGACAUCACUGCAAACACAUACUUUGGCUCGAAGUCGUCAGUUCGCUGUUUAUACGAUCAUCACGAAUCCGUCAGCUGUCGAUCUUCUCCGCAAUCGUUUUUGCAGUUCUCGUUGCGUCUAUCAAAAGUUAAUAUAAUUUAAAAACACGUCAAUCACGAUGACAUCAAACCCACUGGUCGUUUGCACUACAGUAGCCGUUCUGUGGUUGUCGUGUGCCUCCACCGCCGCCGACGUAUUUCCUGCGGUCAGUCAAGUCGUGUCCUCCAACACCGCUGAAGAACUCAGCCUAGCCGAUAUUUCACGGGUAAUCGACGCCCAAGAGCUGCUGAUGUCGUCUAGCACACCGUUUGACUUGUUGGGCGCUUUGAUUACUGGAAACGAUGGUGGUGAUCUGGCCGAAGGUCGGGGCAAAAAGCCCAAACCGGCGAAGAUAGCCAUGAUGAUGGCAGGUACGGCGGCCGCCAGCAUGCUGAUGAUGAAGGCCAUGGCUGCGAUCAAGCUGUUCAUCAUACACGCGUUUUUCGCCACCAAGCUCGGACUGGUGAUCGGCGCUUACCUGUUGGUGUGCAAACUGAUGGAAAUGAAACAGCCGCCGGCCAAGAAGUCAGUGCAGGUCAAAUGGGUGUCGGCGCCUUCGCAUUUUGACGAGCAUCCUCCGCAGAUGCCGCCCAUGGCGUCCCACUAUCCGGACGCCGGUCAGUCGUCUUACGAACCGCACCAGGAGCUGCAGCAACAGCAACAGCAAUCACCCGACCAGUACGGACCGCCGCCACAACAGCAACAGUACAUGUCGUACGGUGACUUCGGCGGUGGUAACGGCGGAGAUAUGCAGGCGCACUAUUCACACGUGAGUCCGGUCACGUACAGGCCGACGGCCAACCGCAAUCAGUCGGACAAUAUGGUCAAGUCUACGGGCAGAACUAAGAAAUAGAACGAACCUGAUGCCCCGCCGCUGACGACGCUCGUACAACUAUUACCUACUACCUACUGUACAACAGGGCCAGUUUUUAUUUUUAUAAAAAUAUUCAACAUCAUGUGCCUGUUAUACAGCGCGUGUUUUGUCUCUCUACACUCAAGCCCCAAUUGAUUAAUUAACUAAAAUCCACGGCCCUAAGAAAAUUUCACCACAACGCCAUUGACGCACACACACAAACACUAGUCUUCGUUUAUCGACCCAACUCUGUAAAAACGUAAAACCGAUUUCACAACAAUAAUUAUAUAUUAAUGGAAUAAUGUAUAUUGAACCGACAACGGUGAUCUAAGUGUAGAGCGAGUUGUACAUACAUCAUGGAAUAUUGCAUAUUUUUCGCCACAUGCAUGACUAAUUUUUAAUUUAUUACUCGUACUAAAAUAUUGUAUAAUUAAUUUAAUUAUUUAUUUAUUUAUUUGUUUGUUUGUUUGUUUAUGAACAUUCUAAUAUGCGGACAAUUCGACGUGUUAAUAACGUAAUACGUC